UAGGGUUUAUUGUGAAUUUGUAUUGUUAGAUUUUUCCAAAAAGCAAAGUGAAGGAGAUGGUGUUUUCUGAGGAAGAAGUUUCGAGGCUCUUCCGAAUCAGGAAGACGGUGAUGCAGAUGCUGAGGGACAGAGGGUACCUUGUGGAAGACUUCGAAAUCAACGUGUCCAAGCACGAGUUCAAAUCCAAGUACGGCGAGCGCAAGGACCUCUUCAUCCACAAGUCUAAGAAGGACAACUCCAACGAUCGGAUCUACGUCUUUUUCCCGAACGAGGCCACGUUCAACGUCGGUAUCUUGAACAUUUACUAUAACUUUAUGGCUUCUACAAAGGUCUGGAGAGCCAUUCUCGUCACUCAGAUGAGCCUCAACCACUACUUUAGAAAAUGCAUCAACGGAUUGUCUUCCAUAUUUUACUUGGAGGUUUUUCAGGAGGCAGAGCUGUUGGUGAACAUUAAAGAACAUAUUCUCCCUGAACAUCAGAUUCUCCCUGAGGCAGAGAAGAAAACUUUGGUUGAGAAAUACACUGUGAAAGAAAUCCAGAUACCUAGGGUUCAGGUGACUGAUCCUGUUGCAAGAUACUAUGGAUUGAAGCGAGGUCAGGUUGUCAAGAUUAUACGGCCAAAUUUACAAUAUUUUAUCAUGGUUGAUGAUUAUUAGUUCAUAUGAAUAUAUCCCGUCAGAAGAAGGAGAAGGGUGGUGGAUAUCAGAUAAUCAUGAAGCUGGCUAGGCACACUAGGAAUUUAUUUAGUAAUUUUCUGUUUAAAAUAAAUCAUAUCCUAUUUAUGAGGGAUUUGUUACAGUAGGCCACGUUAGAUAAAGUUGACAUAUUAGUUACUGAUUUUUCUCCUUAAUUUAAGUUGCAGCAGUUAAGUUAUACUGUUAUAUAUGUAAUUGAAUAUUUCAAUGAAUAAGUAUCGUUUUUCAGUCCUA
Molecule: messenger RNA, 929 nt
Organism: Vigna radiata var. radiata (mung bean)
Lineage: Eukaryota; Viridiplantae; Streptophyta; Magnoliopsida; Fabales; Fabaceae
Product: DNA-directed RNA polymerases II and IV subunit 5A
Exons: 3
Coding region: 57-656 (199 amino acids)
Biological process (GO): DNA-templated transcription
Cellular component (GO): RNA polymerase I complex; RNA polymerase II, core complex; RNA polymerase III complex
Molecular function (GO): DNA-directed RNA polymerase activity; DNA binding
Source: RefSeq, a predicted model, not a curated record